CUUUCACUUGGGAGAUUUAGCUCAGAAACUGGCGAGAAUCUGUGGCUCUGCAGUCAGCUGUUUCACAAGAAAAUGCCUGGUGUUGAGCCAAGAUGGCGGCCUACGACGCGGUAGUUUCAGUUUUAGUUGAGAACAAGGGGGCGGGUCUAAAACGCCAUCACAGCUGAUCUUGAGGUUUUUCCCCCUUAAGUUGUUUUUUUGCAGAGAGCAGCUUUGCAGAGAUCCACACAUAGGAACCUUUCUCUUGUUUUCUUUCUAUAGUCCAUGUUAUUUUUGAACCUUGCGUUUUAUUAAACUAGACACAUUUUGUUUUUCAGCACAGUGUCGGAUUUAAACCCCAGCGCAGCUUCAUUAUGCCACUUCUUUUCAGAAUAAACUGCUAUUAUCGCAAUUUUUCACCCGAAUACCCUUGUUUUUUUUGUCAUCCACGGUGAAUUUAGCCCAGGUCUGACCCAGUUUUAGUGCUUUCGCCUUCGCAGCAUCCCAUGUGUUAGUGCGAGCCGUCAGAGGAGAUGUUUUCGGCAGGAGAGGAGGUUAAUUCCCACUUGUUUACCUCACUGAAGGAGUCCCCUGGAGCUGCAAUCUCCCCAACACUGGAGCUCAGUCUAACUACCGUCUACACCGUCCUCUACUCCUUUCUGUUUGUUUUCGUGUACCUGCAGCUCUGGCUCAUUUUGCACUACGGACACAAGCGCUUCAGCUUCCAGAGUGUGUUUUUGUUUCUGUGCUUGCUUUGGGCUGCGCUGAGGACGACCCUCUUCUCUUUCUACUUUAAAAAUGUGGUGCAGGCCAACCAGCUGCAGCCUCUGGCCUACUGGCUGCUCUACUGCUGCCCUAUCUGCCUGCAGUUCUUCACCCUCUGCCUACUCAACCUCUACUUCACACAGGUGAUGUUUAAGGCUAAAGCCAAGUAUUCCCCAGAGCUCACCAAAUACAAGGUUCCUCUGCGCUUGUUCUUCCUGUGUCUCAGUAUAUUUUUCUUGGUGGUGAAUUUAACUUGUGCAUUGUUAGUGCAAGGAUCUCUGGAGCGCUCUGAAUCACCAAGUGAUGGGGGUAUCAGACAUGCGGUCCUGGCCCGGGUCUUAAUCAACGACAGUCUGUUUGUCCUGUGUGCUGUCUCUCUGGCCGUCUGCGUCUUCAAGAUCGCCAAAAUGUCCUCUGCCAACGUUUACCUUGAGUCCAAGGGUACAUCAGCGUGCCAAGCUACAGCCAUAGGAGCCGUGGUGAUCCUGCUGUACACAUCCAGAGCCUGUUACAACCUGGUGGUGGUGGCCCUGUCCCCACAGGACAGACCCAGCCCCUUCAGCUACGGCUGGUACAGCGUUUCUGACCAGGCUGAUGUGCAGGAGAUCAGUGGUGAAGCCUACGUUGUGUUUGGGAUCAUUCUGUUCUUCUGGGAGCUGCUACCUACAAGUUUAGUGGUGGUUUUCUUCAGAGUCCAGAGACCCAACCAAAACCUGGCUCCAGGAGGGAUGAUCAACAGCCACAGUUUCAGCUCCAGAGCUUAUUUCUUUGACAACCCUCGACGGUACGAUAGUGAUGACGACCUGUCCAGAAGCAUUAAUAACAGGACUGAUCGGGCCAGCCUCCUCUCCACCACUCCACAGCUGGGUACAUCCAGUUGGUAUGGCUCCAUCCAACGCAAUGGGACUCUGACUGCAGGCGUCGGGUCCGCCCAGCAACCGCCAUCUUCCACGGCCCCCCUCCUCUUUGCCUAUGGAAACAUCCAGAGUCACAAUCACCACCAUCACAACUACUACUCCACCCCGCAGAACAACAACUACCACCAUCAUCAUCACAGUAACUACUUUUCCACGCCACAGAAUUAUUACUGCGGGUCACAAACGUAUUUCUGCACCCCACAGAAUUAAGCAGGGUUCACCGAAAGGAUCGAAAAAGGCUAAUAACAAUUUCCUGUGUUUUUGUCACCAUUUUGCUUCCCCAGAUCAUCAAAGCAGGUACUUUUGAGUCAUAUUCUGAGGGAUUGCUUUGGACCAGGUUGGGCCUAAAAGUUGGUUGGAAGUGUGGUGGCAUCAGUAGCUAGGAAGUAGUUUUGCCAUGACUAACUGCUUUUUCAGGACGUCACUGUCUUUAAAUGGCAUGUAUGGACCAGAAUGAAGGCCAGUGCAGGCCGCACGGACCACAGUUUUAGCACUAAUAUGGCUAAUACACCUUAAACUGCAUAGACCAAACUUUUUCCGUUAAAUGUUUAUGUUUAUGUCAUCAGGGACCAGAUAAUCAUAGCUCUCAUCUUUCUUUUCUAGUAAAUUUCAUCCGACCAUGCUUUUAUGAAACGCACCAUUCUGCUCAGACAAGAGAACUCAACAUGAGUCAAACUGUUAUUGGGUUGUGAAAAACGAGUUGUGUGACUGUUUUCAAUGGGUCUGCAUAUGUAAUCAUUAAUUAGAAUAAAGAAGGUGAAGGAUACUUGCCCGCUAGCUUGAUUCUCCAUCCUUAAAAAGGCUUUUAGGUCUAGUUACAUAUGACAGGAAUUAGCUGUUGCUAAUUAGCCGUUGGCUGUUGUAGCAGUAAGAGCUAGCUUAUCGCCAACGCUAAUAGUUAGCUAAAACUCUACUAAACUAAUCUGUUUAAUCGAGAAACUCCUCAGAGGCCUAGCAAAAGAUUAUCUAAUUAUCUUCUUUUCAAACAGAUUGAUAAUUUUGGUGCCACGGAAGUAAAAUAAUUGUACAAACACCGUUAGCUAGCGUUAGACUUUAGCCUGCCUACUCAGUAGGGCCUACUGGAUUUUAGUUUAGCAUGUAAAAUACAGUUUUCAUAACUGUCUGUAAUCAAAAAUACUGGUCAGUUUAUUUCAGUGUUCACAAGUAUCAUCCAUGUAAACUGCUUACGCUACAGCCGCAAAAUGUGUGUGAAAUGUAUAUGUAGCUGCCAUAUGCAUGUUAUUGUCAAUCUCAAUAGCACAAGCUUGGAUCAAUAUAACUGUGUGAAAAUGUAACAUCUAACGAAUGCAUUUAUAAAGAAAAGUUAGUCUUGGAGGAACAGUUUCAACUGAUGACUUUAAUGACAGACACCGGCUUUAACAAAAUCUGCUCCAUUAGCAUGCCACUGCUGUUGGAUUAUUUGUAACAGCAGCCAAAUCCAGGUUUAUUUUCCCAUAAUAUAUACAAUGGAAACCAGGUGAAAAUCUAAAACGGGGAGUGCCAUACACUGAGAAGUUGCUGAAUGUUGGGGAUUUAAACAUAUCUUAGGUUGUACUGGGCAGUAGCAUUGUCAGUAUCAUUUGGACAACAUACAAUAGGUCAAUAUGAAAUUUACAGAGAAAUCAGCCCUAGUUCAUUAACAGGGUGUAAAUGUCUCUGAAACAUCCUUUUGACCAAAAACCAUCCGCUUAUAGCUGUGUGGCAACAAUUUGCACUUAGAAGUUACCCUUCAGAGAAAAAGGCUUUGGGCCUGAAUGUAGGAUUCAUCUCCUACUGUUUCUUCAAUCAUUGUCUAUAUUUAACUAUUUAUCCGUUGAUAAAGGAACUAUCAAUGUGCCAUCACAUUUUGUCAUAUCUAAUAGUUUCAUUCCUUAAGGAAAAUAUUUUUGCACAAGAACGAUUGGAUGAUGUAUUUUUAACUGUUUGUGUGUCAAUUUAAUCGAUUUCUAAUCCAUGUUUUUGAGUCUGUAUGUGUGUGAUCUUACAUAAGUUUGCUUUUAUACAUUUCUAUUUUACAUUGAUUUUUUUGUUUAGCAGAUUUUAUAGUUCAGUUUUCCUCCUGUUGUCAUAAUAUCACAAACCUUCUGAAUCUCAUGACAGACUAGCCUGUAAGCAAUAUUCACUUUGAAGGAACAUUUUUCAUUUUGACCCUGUUCUCAGACUAAUAUCAGUGUUUGUAUAUGAAACUGAAAUGUUACCCAACAUCGCAGAACUUAAACUUCAGACUUCAGUUAUCAUGAAACUCAAUCUGUAAAUUACCAUGCAAACUUUAACAAGAAAACAACUAGUUUCACAGGACACUGAAAUGAAUGAUGGAAAUGAAGCUGUUCGCCUAUUUAGGAACAAUUAACAUCUGCAGUGCAUGCUUCUGCAUCAGAGUGCAAGAGCUCAGUGUCAUAUUUUCUUUCCACGGUGAUAUCAUUCAUCUAAAGAUGUUGCUCUAUCUGCUAUAAAACGGUGAUAAUUGUUUAAUGAAUUGUUUCAUGUUAUGGAUUGUUUUAUCCGUGGCCAUAUUGAAUGUAACCUGACAGAUCACUAACGAUGUAUGCAAGAAAAGCACUACCAUGUUUAAAUAAAGGCCUACUGCACUGUUUUUAAAACAAAAACAGAAUUUGUCAAUGGAUUGUGGUGGAAAGUUUUAAUCAAGUCCUUAAACAAAUUACCAGUGAAGUCUAUACUACUGAAAUGAAGACUCUUGAGA
Messenger RNA from Cottoperca gobio, 4362 nucleotides. It is a transcript of the gene gpr137c, whose product is annotated as G protein-coupled receptor 137c. The record is from RefSeq and is a predicted model, not a curated record. The coding region runs from base 513 to 1871 and encodes 452 amino acids. Gene Ontology annotation, cellular component: lysosomal membrane. Lineage: Eukaryota; Metazoa; Chordata; Actinopteri; Perciformes; Bovichtidae. The transcript has 8 exons. Gene Ontology annotation, biological process: positive regulation of TORC1 signaling.